Molecule: messenger RNA, 2246 nt
Organism: Asparagus officinalis (garden asparagus)
Lineage: Eukaryota; Viridiplantae; Streptophyta; Magnoliopsida; Asparagales; Asparagaceae
Product: CBS domain-containing protein CBSCBSPB1-like
Exons: 14
Coding region: 176-1786 (536 amino acids)
Molecular function (GO): protein binding
Source: RefSeq, a predicted model, not a curated record
CAAAAUAAAAUGUAAUAAAAUAAUUAGGGGUUAACAGAGAAGGAAAGAAAGGAAGCUGAAGGUUCCUGUCAAAUGGUAGAAACGAAGAAAUAAAAGAGGAGCCGUGAACAAAAAUAAAAAAGUAAAAAUCCUAUCUUUCUCUCCGAUCGACGAUUUCUGACCGUUGGAUCUGGAAAUGGACGGCCAAAGCGCGUCUUCCAGAAGGCGCAGCUUCUCCGUUGGCGGGAGGAAGAAGGCACCGGAGGCCGGCGGCGCACCGCGGAGGGCCUCCUUGGCUCUUCCCCGUCCCCACAGGACUCUGAAUAGUGAGAGAACUGUAAAGAGGUUGCGGUUGUCUAAAGCCUUAACAAUGCCUGAAGGUACAACUGUUCAAGAAGCAUGCCGCAGAAUGGCUGCUCGAAAAGUUGAUGCUGUGCUGCUGACAGAUUCAAAUGGUUUGCUCUCUGGAAUCCUGACAGAUAAGGAUAUAUCAACAAGAGUCAUUGCUCGUGAAGUAAAGAUUGAGGAAACUCCUGUUUCUAAAGUUAUGACUAGGAGUCCUGUUUUUGUGCUUUCAGACACAUUAGCUGUGGAGGCAUUGCAGAAGAUGGUGCAAGGAAAGUUCAGACAUUUACCUGUUGUGGAGAAUGGUGAGGUCAUUGCUUUACUUGACAUAGCCAAGUGUCUCUAUGAUGCCAUUGCACGAAUGGAGAGGGCAGCAGAGAAGGGAAAGGCCAUUGCAGCUGCAGUCGAAGGGGUAGAAAAGCAGUGGGGAGCAUCAGUAUCUGGUCCUAAUACUUUUAUUGAAACACUUCGAGAUCGCAUGUUCAAGCCAGCCUUGUCAACCAUUAUCUCAGAGAAUUCAAAGGUUGUGUUAGUGUCACCUUCUGACACAGUCUUAGCUGCAACGAAGAAGAUGCUUGAACUGAAAAUAAGUUCAGCAGUUGUAACAGUUGAAAACAAACCUCAGGGGAUACUUACUUCAAAAGAUAUAUUAAUGCGUGUGGUUGCACAAAAUCUUCCUCCGGAAUCAACCCCUGUGGAAAAGGUCAUGACCCCAAAUCCUGAAUGUGCGGCUGUUGAUACACCAAUUGUUGAUGCUCUACAUACUAUGCAUGAUGGAAAAUUUCUACACCUCCCCGUUGUCGAUGGAGAUGGGAACAUUGUCUCAGUUAUUGAUGUUAUUCACAUUACCCACGCUGCAAUAGCUACAGUGGGAAGCAGUGGAGGGCUUGGAGUGGAGGCAACUGGCUCAAUGAUGCAGAGGUUUUGGGAUACUGCUAUGGCCAUAGAGCCUCUUGAUACUGAUGAUGAUACUCGAAGUGAAGGAUCCUUGAAGUUCGCACCAGAAUCAGAGACAGGGAGGUCUGCUUUUUAUCCAUCUUCCAGCUUAAGCUCAACCUUUGGCUUUAAGAUACAGGAUAGAAAGGGAAGAAUGCAUAGAUUUAACUGUGAAACUCACAGCUUAGCAGACCUUAUAGCUUGCAUCCUCCAAAGGGUUGGUGAUGACAUUGAUAAGAACAAUGUGCCACAAAUUUUGUAUGAAGAUGAGGAUCACGACAAGGUUGUACUAGCAUCAGACAGUGAUCUUGCUGCAGCCGUCGACCACGCAAGACUCAUUGGCUGGAAGGGCUUAAGACUGCAUCUAGAGUAUCCAAAUUCAGGCAGUGGUCGGAAGAAGAAAAGUGGUUCGGGUCUCGACUAUGCUCACAAAGAUACAUGGGCCUCUGCAUACAGCAGCGUCGCUGCUGGAGCCGCACUUGUUGCUGGGCUUGGCGUUAUGGCUUACUUGAGGAGAUCUGGUUAGUACCAUAGAAAGUGCAAUUGAACUCCCAAAAGUUUCUUCGGUAGGUUGAGAAACUCCGCACAAAAAUACAAGAGAAGGGAAAAAAGGAAUUCUCAUACCUGAUUUGUUUGGUAACCACAUUGUGUAGAUCUCAGAAUUGGUGCUCUACACAAGGCUUUUUAUUUUUUUUAUCUUUCAUUACUUGAAUAAGCAAUUUCUAUAUUGACUCUACUCGUGAGCGUUAUAAAUCAUGUGGAUUUGACUUUUAUACAUAUGAUACCGGAGGCUGAUAGUAUUCUUCAGCUCCAAAUCACAUAUUCAUCAAUAAAACACAAAAAUAAUGUAUGGUUGCGACAUAUAAAGUUCAUACAUGAUUUGGGAAUGAUUCACUCUUAUGUUUUGAAGACGUUUGUAAUCAAGAGCGAACAUGUCUUUCGAAUCUUGUUCUGUAUUUUGAAAAUUUUUCCAAGUUUGAAGGAAA